AUGGACAACCAUGAUACACACAUAACCCCCAAUUCACAAUCUAACUCACACAAAACAUUCGCGGAAACAACAGCGAACUCAUCCUUUCCAAAAAAAGACCAAGCAAUUAUCUUCAAUACAGUAAAUGACGUCCCGCAAAUCGAGUACAUCAAAGCAUUCAGCCAACUUACAUCGCCUAAUAACAUAAAAUUCGCUUCACGAAUAUCCAACAAUAGAUUCUGCAUUUAUUUUGCUAGUAAGAGUAUCGUUGACCAUAUUAUCUCAAAACAAUCGUAUAUCGUUAUAAAUAACACGCAAAUCGCUUAUCGUCGGCUCAUUAGCCCGGCAAAACGAAUCAUCAUAUCCAAUGUGCAGCCAUCUAUACCUCACGACAUAAUUAUAAAAGCUAUUAACAAUAGCCUCAUUAAAAUAUUAUCUCCCAUUACAUUUAUGAAAGCCGGUUUCUCAAACGAUGAAUACGGUCACAUAGGCAGUUUUCGACGACAAGUAUAUUUACAUCCCGACGAUAUCCAUAGACUACCGAGUUCAUUAUUAAUUAAUUACGAUCAAACCGAUUAUCGCAUAUUCUUCUCGGACGACACCGUGUUAUGCUAUAUCUGCAAACAAACUGGUCACACCUCAAACCACUGCAAAAAAGAUUUGGAUAAUACGAUCUUAACUAAUAGCAAUAUCCCUCCUCCGCCGGAAAACAAAGAAAUCGAAAAAGAUAAUAACUCACAAAAUGAUCAAAAUAUCAUGGACCAUACUAACAUAAAUCAUAGUAUCGAAAACAAUUAUCAACAAUCUGUCAACAAGCUGACUCCCCUUCAAGAACCAGCUGACCACAUUAAAAGACCUAUCUCAUCAUACGCCAGCACCAGCGACACCGACAAUGCAUCCACCACUGAGAACCCUAUAAACACGUCACCAACAACACCUACGGAAACUCAAAACCAUCAAACCAAUAAUAGCAUCCUCACAACAAAGCUAUUAGAAUCCCAAUCCAACGAAAAAAAAAAAACAAAUGCAGGAAUAACACAUAAUACACCCCUAACACCAAUUAAGAGCACAAAUAUAAGCAAGCCUACCACCGAAAAAUCCAAGAAAAAUCCUCAACCCGCCAACAAAAAAAUUAAACGCUCCAACUCCAUAGAACUAAUAGUAGCUAAACUGGACGAAACACUAGCCCCAGCCAUAACUGUUUUUGAAGGAAUCCCCAACCGUAAAAUAGACUUCAAUCAGCUCAAAUACAUUAUUGAAAACUCCCUCAGCGUGGAUCAUCCCUCUAAUAUUCUAAACCAAUUUAACAUAACCCCGAUGGAAAUGAUUGAAAUAUUAGACACGAUUCGUCCGAAAAUAAAAAACCUCUCGAUUAAAAACAGGCUCACGAGACUAUGUAACUCAUAUCUCGAGUCAUUAUGA
Messenger RNA from Macrosiphum euphorbiae (potato aphid), 1401 nucleotides. NCBI's taxonomy places the organism in Eukaryota, Metazoa, Arthropoda, Insecta, Hemiptera, Aphididae. The record is from the annotation of a GenBank genome assembly.